UUAUUGUUUGAUAAUUGUCACUUUACCGUUCCCUGUUCUUCCUUGCCAACAUGCUAAACCCCCAAAAUCGAAGUUUUAUGCUGUCCGGAUGAAUUGGGAUUUUACUUUUUAAGCUGAUGCAGGCAUUUAUUAGGGUUUUUAUUCAACUGUGCUUGCGGUUUUCGGAAGGGGAGAUGCGGCUCUCGCAUAGUCCAGAAGUUAUGAGGGCGCUCGGCAGAACUGCGAAUCUUGCGAGGAUUCAUGAUUCUUGCAAUAUGGUUGCUCUAGUAUCAUGUGCCAGCAACCCAGUUGCAUCGAUCUACAACUUGGGGCAUUCAAAUGGUGAAAGUUGGACACAUCACCAGUAUUAUGGACUAUGUAUUUACAAAAAGAAAUUCUUCUUUGGACCUUUCUCUAAUAUCAGGUCCAAUCUUAUGUAUCGGAGGCUUUCUUCACAGGCUGGAGAUUUGACAAUUCAUAUACUUGAUGAGCAGGGCUUUUCAGAUUCUAAUGCAGCUUUUGACCAUAAUGAAAAUGGAAGUAUUGUUGAUGGAAUGAAUAUAGGGCAAUUAGUUCAAGAGGAAUUGCCUGAAAUAAACUCAAAAGCUAGUUCAAUAGAACCAGUUGAGAAACGCUCAAGAGAUAGAGAAGUAGCAUCUCCUUUGGUCAUGGCUCUAAUGAAAGCUCCAUGCAAUUCUAUUAGUAUUACUCUUAAUGAUUGGGUUAAGCAUGGUAAUAUAUUGGAUCGGAGUGAAAUCUCUGUUGCAAUGAUUUACCUUCGACGGAGAAGAUUGUAUGAUAAGGCCUUGCAGUUUGUGGAGUGGUUGGAAUCAACUAAGCGUCUCAAUUUUGUGGAGCGAGAUUAUGCUUCACAUCUUGAUUUGGUUGCUAAAACUGAUGGCCUUCAUAAGGCUGAAACUUACAUCCAUAAAGUUCCGGAAACCUUCAGGGGAGAGGUGGUCUACAGAACUCUCCUAGCUAACUGUGUUGCAGCUGGUAAUGUUGAGAAAGCAGAGCAAGUGUUUUCCCGAAUGAGAGACCUUGGCUUUUCAAUUAGUUCUUUUUCUUACAAUCAACUCUUGCUGCUUUACAGAAGGAUUGACCGUAGGAAGAUACCUGAUGUCCUCUUAAUGAUGGAAAAGGAUACCAUUAAACCAUCUCUGUUCACCUACAUGAUUUUGAUUGACGCGAAAGGUCUCUCUAAAGACAUUGCAGGCGUCCAAAAGAUAGUGGAGAGCAUGAAGGCUGAAGGUGUUGUGCCUGAUAACCCUCUCCGAGCUAUGGUUGCACGCCAUUACAUUUCUGCAGGGUGCAAUGAGAAGGCCGAAGCAAUACUGAAAGAGAUGGAAGAUGAUUGUGUCAGGGAGAACUCUGAUGCAUGGAGGUUUCUGCUUCCUCUUUAUGCUUCACUUGGUAAAGUUGAUGAUGUGAGGAGGAUGUGGAAAUCAUGUGAAGCUUCCGCCUGUAUCGAUGAUUUUACGUCUGCUAUAGAGGCCUGGGGAAAACUAGGAUUUGUAGAGGAAGCCGAGAAUAUCUUCGAAAAAAUGACGAAGAAAUGGAAGAAGAUCCCUCCUCGAAGCUACAAUGCUUUGCUGAAAGUUUAUGCAGACCAUAAGCUUGUAUCCAAGGGGAAGGAUUUGGCUAGAAAGAUGUCUGAUGAUGGCUGUUGGAUUGGUCCUUUAACUUGGGAUGCACUUGUAAAGCUGUUUGCUGAAGCUGGUGAAGUGGAGAAAGCUGAUUCUGUAUUGCAAAAUGCAGCAGCUCGGCCUACUGGAAGUAGACCUCUCUAUAGUUCAUAUAUCACUGUGUUGGAUAAAUAUGCAGAAGUUGGUAAUGUCCAUCAUGCUGAGAAGAUAUUUGACAGGUUGAGACAGGCAAAAUACCCCAGUAGGGUAAAUCAGUAUCUGCUUCUAGCCAAGGCCUACAAAAAUGCCAAAACUCCAGCUUAUGGGCUCAGGGAGAGGAUGAAAGCUGAUAAUGUCUACCCUGAUAAGAAGUUUUUGGCUGAGCUAGUUGCGCUUGAGAAUUUUUAAAAAUUA
Messenger RNA from Dendrobium catenatum, 2018 nucleotides. RefSeq names its product pentatricopeptide repeat-containing protein At1g80270, mitochondrial-like. The coding region runs from base 117 to 2012 and encodes 631 amino acids. The transcript is spliced from 4 exons. Gene Ontology annotation, molecular function: protein binding. The record is from RefSeq and is a predicted model, not a curated record. NCBI's taxonomy places the organism in Eukaryota, Viridiplantae, Streptophyta, Magnoliopsida, Asparagales, Orchidaceae. Gene Ontology annotation, cellular component: mitochondrion.